This is a messenger RNA of Aethalodelphis obliquidens (Pacific white-sided dolphin), 8037 nucleotides long. RefSeq names its product protein prenyltransferase alpha subunit repeat containing 1 (gene PTAR1). NCBI's taxonomy places the organism in Eukaryota, Metazoa, Chordata, Mammalia, Artiodactyla, Delphinidae. The record is from RefSeq and is a predicted model, not a curated record. Gene Ontology annotation, biological process: protein prenylation. The transcript is spliced from 7 exons. Gene Ontology annotation, molecular function: protein prenyltransferase activity. Gene Ontology annotation, cellular component: cytoplasm. The coding region runs from base 88 to 1377 and encodes 429 amino acids.
CGCUCACGCGCGCGCUCCCCGGGAACUCCCGCGGGUGGCUCGGCGCUCUCCCGGAGGCGCUCCCGAGCCGCCGCGGACGCCGCCAACAUGGCCGAGACGAGCGAGGAGGUGGCGGUGCUGGUGCAGCGGGUGGUGAAGGACAUCACCAACGCCUUCCGGAGGAACCCGCACAUAGAUGAAAUUGGCCUGAUCCCAUGUCCUGAAGCUAGGUAUAAUCGGAGUCCCAUAGUCCUGGUUGAAAACAAACUUGGCGUGGAGAGCUGGUGUGUCAAGUUCCUUUUACCGUAUGUCCACAACAAACUCCUUUUGUACAGAACAAGAAAGCAGUGGCUGAACAAAGAUGAAUUGAUAGAUGUCACAUGCACCCUGCUACUUCUAAACCCAGACUUUACCACUGCGUGGAACGUGAGAAAAGAGCUGAUCCUCUCUGGCACUUUAAAUCCAAUUAAGGACUUACAUCUGGGAAAACUGGCCUUAACUAAGUUUCCAAAGAGUCCAGAAACAUGGAUUCACAGGCGAUGGGUGCUACAACAGCUAAUUCAGGAAACCUCCUUGCCUUCCUUUGUGACCAAAGGAAACUUGGGAAUAAUUCCUGCAGAAAGGACACAGCAACUAAUACGAGAAGAGAUGGAGGUCUGUGGUGAAGCAGCAGGGAGAUACCCAAGCAACUAUAAUGCCUGGUCCCAUCGCAUCUGGGUUUUACAGCACCUGGCCAAGCUAGAUGUCAAGAUUCUUCUUGAUGAACUAUCUUCUACUAAACACUGGGCGUCCAUGCAUGUUUCAGACCACAGUGGAUUUCACUACCGCCAGUUUUUAUUAAAGUCUUUGGUUAGCCAAACUGUGACAGAUGGUUCUGUAUUGGAGCAAAAUACGUUGAGAAGUGAGCCAGCUAUAGUUCUUCCAAAAGAUGAAGAAGCAGUGGCUUCAGCAGAGGAAUCAAGGAUAAAUCUUCCCCAUCUUCUAGAAGAAGAAGUUGAAUUCAGCACUGAUCUUAUUGAUUCCUACCCAGGACAUGAAACCCUUUGGUGUCAUAGGCGGCAUGUUUUCUACCUUCAGCAUCACUUAAAUGGUAGGUUUCCUCACAGCGUGGUCCAGUUGUCACCUGCAGACAGCCCAGGGGGGACUUUGAGUGACUUGCACCUCAUCCCAGCAGGACCGCAUACAUCUCAGGCAAUGGAGGUGGAUGGACUCAGUGACUCUAGCAAGCAAGGCUAUUCCCAGGAAACCAAACGCCUGAAGCGGACCCCUGCUCCAGACUCCCUGGGCCUGGAAAUGGAGCACAGGUUCAUCGAUCAAGUAUUGUCCACCUGCCGGAACGUGGAGCAGGCCAGGUUUGCCAAUGCAUACAGGAAAUGGCUGGUUACAUUGAGUCAAUGAAAGAGGUGGAUUAGUCCUGCAAGGUUCCCCUUUUAGUGCAAUAUUGCUUUCCUUUCUUAUUUACAUAGUUGCAUGAACUGUUUGCUAUUAUUGUCUAACUAUAUGUGCUUCAUCUUUAGGUUAAAAGUCCAUAGUAAAUCUUUCAUUUUAUUUAUUUUGUUAAGAACUGGCAUUCCUUUGGGGAUAAAAUAAUUGUGUAGUUCCUUCCUGCUGAACAGUGAGUCUUAAUUUUUUUCUUUUAAACUUCUCAUCCUUUAUAUUCCUGUACUUGAGGCUUUUCUCAUUUGGUUCUCCAGAUUGGUUCACACACACCUCAACCCACCUCAGUGUGGUUGCUGCAUAGGCUAGUUUUUUUUUUUUUUAAAUUAAAAAUGUAUGUUGUAGUUUAGCUUAAGAACAAUACAAAUUCAAAAUUACUUGAUCUAAUUGUUGUUUUGAGAAUCAAAUGGCCAGAUGGAUGGAUGUGUGAAAAUACACACCAUUUCUCUUUCUCUAGUAUGUUCUACUCAAGUCAUAGACCAACAUAACCAAAGUCAGAAGUAUUGGAAUUUAUAUGAACAACAUGCUUCCAAUAUAGUCCAUUUUAAAAAUGGUUAUUUUUUAAAAAAAUAAUUUUAAGAGUUUAUGUAAUUGUAGUAGAAAAUUAUUUUUACUACUAGCUUUGAUAGGUUGUUUUUACCUCAAUUAAAAUCAAUUUUAAAAAAACCUAGAAUGCUGUUUUUAGUUAUUACUACUUACUUUCCUCCAGAUUCACCAUGAAAAAUGGGAAGCUUAUGCAUAGAAAUGUGUCCAUUAAAAAUCUUCCUUUUUAAAAUUUAAGUUAUUAAGGAUACACUGGAUAAACUAUAAAGUUUUUGUGAAGUGAUUAUUAAAAGUUUACUGGCAAAAGCCAGGGGGGAUGAAUAGUUUUGAAGGUUAGUUCUUCAGUCUUUAUUUUAAAAAAUAAAACAGUUUAAAAACUUUGAUACUAAAUUUAUCAGGGACAACGUACCAAAGUAUCCACCUUUUAGCUGUAUCUUAUCUUUUCAAUAAUAAGGGCUGGGUUUUUUAGGUAGGUGAGGCAGGUGUGGGGAAAGUUCCAGGUAAUGUCUAAUGUCUUAAUAUGAAAGAAUGCUUUGCAUUUCUUCUUUCCACACACCUUUCUCUUUAUUUUCCCAUUCCAUUUUUUUGUCAUCUCCACUUUUGUAUAUUUUUCCUUAUCUGUUGUAUUUCAUGGAUGUGUACUAAACAUAAUCUCCUCUCUGUUUCCAGUUAAUUCCAUACCCCAUUAAACACACGCACACAUACACACACACACAAUAUGAAUAUGAACUGCCCCUCUAAAAGUUCCCCUAAUGAUGGAAGUUGUCUAUUAUCUUGUGUGUGUUUGAAAUGUAAUAGUGGCAGAAACAAGUGUGACCACUAUGCUUUGCCUGUUUUCCUCUUUAUUUGGUAGGUCACCUGUAGGGUGAGAAGACAGAUGUAGGGAAAAGCAGACCUCUCCUAUACCACUGUUACGGAGACUCUGGACUUGAGUGAGGAGCAUUUCUUUAAGGGAAAAGAAUAGGUCCUUUACUUGUAUGUCAUGAUUUUGUUGAGUGGCAAACUGUCAAGUGAGACUUAAGAACACCAAAAAAAUUGUCUAGACUGGUCCUUGUAGACAGAAGCUGCCUGUCCUUCUCUCUUAGGGCAAAAUUUACCCUUUUUUAGCUUUUUAUAGUAUUUAGGUGAGAAAAUGAUUGGCAUUAUGAGCAUAAAUCUAUGACCCUUUGUGUACAAAGCAUAUUUUGAUUCAAAUACCUCAAGGUCUACCUAGACCUCUAUGGAUAAAACUAUUAAUUUAUGAUUUUUAGCACCUGUGGGGCUUGGGGGGCAGACUACACACAAAUGACAUGGAAGAUUUAGCACAUUCCACUAAUAUAUGUUGCCAAAUUCUGGCCUCACUCAGUAUUACCAUUCUUCCAAGCAUCAUUUUAAGUAUCAUCAUUUUAAGUAUUAAGUAGUAGGGCUUCUUAUGCUUUGAUGUGAGAGUGUUGAGACAUGAAUACAGACAAUCCUCUGUGAAACAUCAGCUAAAUUUGAUAAUGCUCCACAUCUUUUUAUACCUUCCACAGAGUCUCUUGCCCUUCUUUGAUGUUAACUGCCUUCAUGUGUUUUAAGUCUCUUAACCCACCCUUACAUGAAGCCAUGCAGUCCUUUAAUAUAUCUUGGUCUCCUGUCUUCCUAAUAGCUUUAAGUAGGGAGUAAAAAUACAAAUAUCCAAAGGAUACUGUUUAUAUCUGACUUUUGUGUGCUGCUUUAUUUCUAAAAUUUGCAGUUUUCAAGUGUUCAUUCACUGAAAAACCUAGUAUUGCCCUGGAUGGUUGUAUUUUUUCCCUAAAUGGUUCACAUCUAAACUCACUAGCUGUAGCACGAUAUUAUCUCUUGGAAUGAAUGAGCUCAUGCAGUGGAAAGGAUGUGUCUAUUUUUAGGGACUCAUUAGUCUUCACUUAUUUUUCUAUAAAUAUGUCAUUGUUAAAGGAAAAGAUGAUUUAGAUUGAUACAAAUGUCAUCCAUCUUUCACUGGAAGAAUUGUAGGCCAUCCUGUGGAUCAAGAAUACUACUGACAAGCAAAAAAGCAAUAAGAUCUGUAAAUAUCUCUACCACUACCCUCCCCAACCUGACUUUUUUUUUUUUUUUAAGUGUACCUAUUUUGGUAACGUGUUCCCAGAUUCUGUGUGCCUUGCACAUUGUAAGGACUCAUUAAAUAUUUAUUAAAUUUAUGAAUGAUUUAACUGAAGAUGAGAAAGAUCAAUCAUGAGUGAUACAUAGAGUGAGUUAUGAUUGAGAAAUUGAUGGAAUAGAGCAAUGGAUUGUGAAUGAAUGAUGUACUCUGCCUUCAUGAUACUUAGGGGGAGCUAUUGCAUAUAGAAUAAGUUAAUUUAGAUUUUUUUCCUGCAUUAAACUACUUUGUUUAUGCUUGUUAAAUCCCAGCCAAGAAAUGCAGCUGUAUAAUAUCAAUUAACUGUACUAUAAUGUAUAUUAAAAAUUCAUAGAAAAAUGAAGAACAUUUGCAAGAACACUACUUUCUAUUCACUUAUGAUGUUGGAGGACAGAUCUUGCCAAUAGAGCCAUAGCCACUCUUGGAGUAUCUGAGGAAACUGAUUUCAAAGACGUGUUGAUCUGUAUCUGUGCAUGAAUAGUCAUUUUAGACUCAAAACCCUUUCUUUUCUAGGUUUUAGCAUUUUAUUACCUCUUUGAAAACUCUGGGCCCAGACUUUUGAGUCAUAUCUCUUAUUCCUAUGGUACAAUUCUAAUUUAAAUUAAAGGCUUCAUUAUUUAUCGGAUUAAAUAUACAGGAGGUCACUCAAAGCCACUUAAGUCUUCAGAUAAGGGCUUAUGUAACACAAGAUGUGCAAACAAAAGUUCUUGGAUUUUCAUGUGGCAUUUUGUAGGAAAGCAUAUAUGGUGGUAGGCUGUGUCAUUUAGAUAUAUUCAGGUCAUGUGAAUUCAUGCUUAUUUAGACACAUACCUACAUGUGUGUAAAAACUUUUAAUAUUUUUGAGAACAAAUUGUCAGCCUAGUAUUUUUCUCUUAAUAGCACAAGAUGGUAUCUGACAUGAGGGCUAAAUAUAAUUUAGGAAUGCAACUACCACUUGCUAUGCAGCAAUCUCAUUUCUACCUUAGUUCCCCUGUAUUAGAGAAGAUGCUAAAUAUUUAGUUUAUCAAAGGAAGUAAGAAACACUUUUGUUUUUGCAAAAAGCUUUUGUGAGCUUAGUUAUUUUGUUACUAGAAAAUUAUAUUUUAAAACUUUAAAAUAUCUAAAGUAUGCUAGAAAAUUUGAGCAGCAUUGUAACAACUGAACUUUUUGUCUUCUAAGUAAAUUUCUCAAAAAGAACUGUGCAAACCCUAGCACUUUACGUGCUGCCGCCUCCCUGUACUUGAGUAUACUCUGUAAUGUGCUCCUUUUUAUUAGAGAAGUUCAUGGAGGCACAGGAAAGCAUAGGCAAAUUCAGUGUUAUAAAGGCAGUGAGCAGGAAAAAUCAACCCUGAGAAUUCUCCUUACCAUCACACAGUGUCUUUUAAAAAAUAACUGUAUAUACUGUGUUCAUUCGAGUGCCUUUCUUUUUGGGGGAGCAAGAUUAUAUUUAAGUCUAACAUUUAGGUAGAAAACAAAGGAUGAAAAUUUUAUUAAACAGUUGAUUGACUCAUUAUUUUAUUUAUUCCACUUGCUAGGCAUGGCCCAAUGGAAUAUUUUAUCCUUAAGUGAGUUACUGAUAAGAGCAGGAAGGAUGCUUUGGUUUGCAUGUCAUUAGUUAUCAUUUUUAAGCACCCUACCAGGAAGAAUUAGUUCUUUCUCAGUGACAACUAAUGUUUUUGGGGUUGGAGGCCUCACAUUUAGAGGACGGCAUAUGCAUAAAGAUCAGCCAAAAACCUGUGCAGCCCAUGUUUAAAGGGAAACAGUGGCCCUCUGCCCUAAAAGAAGCGCCAUACAGUUGUCCUAAAUGAAUCCUUUGCCUCAUCUUAAGGACUUUUAAGAACCCCAUCCCAAAUUUAGUCCUACGUAAGAUAGUUGAGUGGGGGGGAAAAUGGAACCUUAAUCUUUUCAAAUAUUGGAGGAAAAGAGGCAAAUACUGAGAUGAAAUUUAAAAUGUGGCUUUUUAUGUAUUUGGGUAUGGAGAGGGGAGGGAUAGGAGUUCCAUAUUUCCAGAUAGCCAAUAAUUGUUAAUUGUAAUUUCAUUAAAAUAUAUAGCUUAAGAUUCCAAAGUGCUUUUCGGAGAACUGUCGAAUAAUGUAUUCCUAACGGACAGCAAUAGGUCAUGUUCAUAGUGGAAACAGAAAACUGUUGUGUCAGUUGUGGAUCUGGGGGGUAGGGACUUCAGGCUCCCAACUUUGACUUCUGUAUUCUCACUAGGCCAUGUUAACACUGUAAAACCAACCCUUUACUUAAAAAAAGAAAAAAAAAAAUAGAGAGCAGCAGCUUACUCUGCUGAUGAAAUCUUGUGCUUCCAAGAAUAUUAGCUAUAUAUAGCUUGUGCUUUCUGGACAAUAAUAUGGUCCACAAAGCUAACCCUGGCAUUUCUUUUUAUUAAUCUGUUAUUAUUUCUCAGGGUGUAGGAGAUUUAGUAAAUUUAGGAUAAAAUUUUAUAUUCAGUGGCCAAAAAAAGGCAAAAAUAUGCUAAGUAUAUUACUAGCUCUUAAAAUUUUAGUAUAGAUAGUAUUUUUUAUAAACUACUACCAGUGCAGUAGCUCUGUGACUGCCUCAUUGUUCAUCUCACUGCUUCAAUCCCUGUGGUUCUAUUAUGAAUGUUCUCUUACACGUGUCUUCUACGGAAAUGGCUUCUGUAUUGCAUUAUUUUCCAUGUUUUGCAGAGGUAGGAGUGCUUUAGUUGACAUCAAUCUCAGUUUUUAGAAAUUCUAUUGAGAAAGUGAUUACUGUUGGUUUUCAAACUGACAACUCUUUUGCUUCUUAAAACUUCAGUUUCCCUGAAAGAGUGCUUUGUGUCAGAUCUUGUACACGUUCCGUAUGUUGCAUAAAGCCUUGCACCUUGUAGGAAUUCAACAGGUCAGAAUUGUUAAAGGCUAGAAAGUUGAAACUAGCUUAUUUAUCUCUGUCUUAUCAUCGUUGUCCACAUUCUUAACUUCAGGAGAAAUACAGUAUUGUGCUGAAGAUACAUAAUCAGGUUCAAACAUACAAGGCAAAGAUAUACAGCUGUACAGCAUUGUAAGUGCAAUUUAGAUACUUUUAAGGCAUACAUAUGUGUGUGUAUUCACAUAUAUGUAUAUAUAUUUAAAUGAGAUUUGGAAUUUCAACUUAUAUACUGGUUUUACAAAGAAUUUUAUCCAAAGGACUUUUAUUUUCAUACUUGCUUGAAGUGCUUCUGUUUAAAGGCAGUUUUCUUUAUUAGACCAGCCCCCUCAAGCAAAGUUGGAAACCUAACACAAGUGCCCAUUUGCUUGAAUUAACCAGAUGUUGCUGUAAACUGUUUAUAGUAAGUCUUCGGUUGCUUGCGAACCAUGACAUUUUGACUUUUCUUCCAUACCUUUAGGGAAUCAGCCUUAAUUUAAAGUAUGGCAGUCACUUUCCUCAAAGUACUAUGCAGCAUACUUCAAAUGUUUAUUUAUCUUUAUAAAGUGAUCAGUAAUAAAUUUGAGGUUUUUCAGUGUCAUAGGGAUGAACAAUUUCACAUGUCCAGUUAUUGACUCAUACAGCAUUCUGUUAGAAAUGCUAAUAUGUUAUCCUCCCUCACAAAUGUCAUUUUGCAUUUGGAGCAGAUAUUUUUUUUCUUGUUGGUUGAAGAAUGAGUAUAGGCUGAAUGCAAUCAUAGUAGGUGCUUAAUAAAUAUUUAGUUGAUUAUUAAUCUAACAUCAAAGUAACAGCUUUCAGAAAGGAGACUGUUGUCAUCUUUUCAUUGAGGAGUAUAUUUUUAGAGUAAUAUAUGUUUGAAACUGAAAAAUUUUCUCAUUUGACAUGAAUUAUUAGGCUUAUUUAGGUUGGAGUUAGUAACGUGUAAUAAAAAUGCUGUUUAUGUAGAAAUGGUCUGAAGACAGGAGAUGUGAAAAGUUUAAGUAGUAUCUCUUUGUGCAAGGCACAUUCAUAAAUGUGAUUAAAUGUCUUAAUAGGCUGCUGAACUCUAGAGAGAACUGCUGUAGUCUUCUGCAAUCAUUGGUAUAUCUAGUAUUAUCUAGUAUAGGUACUGU